GAAGUACGUAAGAGAAUGUUUAGGCAGUCUUCUAACCCAUGCCAGGUCAUUUCUAAUAGUAGACGGGCUCUGCACAUGUUUUGAACGAAAUACAUAUAUCAGAAGAAUAAUUAGACUCAGGUUAAUGACAUUUUAACGUUUUGAUCUGUUUUCUGCUAUCCUUGCCGUUCUCGACGAGAAGGUACUAAAAGCGUGAAUAAGAGAUAGAUUGCAAAAUCAGGUAUAAAUCACAUCCCUGUGUUGUUGAAAUUGCCCCAAGUGGUUUCAGCUGACGUCCAACAAUGUCCAUGCCUACUAGAGUGUUUCGCUUUGUGGUCUUCAAACUUGGCAAUGUGCCACUGAAUAUGCCAGUGUGUAGCUCAAGGCUGGCCCACCAUGAUGUGCGUACAUGGAGUCAGAGAAGUCAUGCCUCAGAUCCCAGGCGUACACGAGAACAGGAGAGUAACGAAGAGGACUUUGCUGUGCAUGAUGUGGACGCGCAGAUUGAGGCUGUGAUCAAGGAGGAGAAGAAAAAAAUGAAAACCGUGAAAUUCCACAAGAUCGAAAGGCAGCUGAGGCCGAAAGGAGCCCCAAUGCGGAAACUCACUUGGGACGCCAUUGAACAAAUCAGGUUUCUAAAACAGGAAUCUCCAGAGGAGUGGACCAUGGAGCGGCUUGCAGAGGGCUUCUCCGUCACCCCGGGUGAAAUUAACAGAAUACUCAACAGUAAAUUCACUCCAAGCCCAGAGCGGAAGCUAAAGCAAGAUACAAUGGUGUUGGCUAAACAACAGCAGCCGCCAUCUCUUGCAGACGGGACUAUGGUUCAGCCCAGGCUACUGCCUAGGAGUGGCACAGAGGCAACACUUCCUCCAGGAACCACAGGAGCCCUGGUGGCCAGUCGAAGCCAAGAGAUGAUGAAGGUGGACAGUAAAAUAGUGGCACAUUUCAGUAGAAGCUCCACUGCUCUUUCCCAGAGGCCCCCAGAACGGUCAAGCUCCCUGACAACUGGCCAAGUGAUUAGCACAGUACCCAAACAUCCCAAAAACAAGACUGUCACCAGUGAAAAGACUGUAGAGUUAAAGGAAGAGGAUGAGGAGCAUUAUUCUGAAGAUGAGGACCGAGAGCUCUGGGAUGGGAUUACAUUUUCAGACUCAGAACUCCAAGAGUUUGCUCAAACUAUGACUGAAAAACAUACUCCGGUAGUGCAGAGGGGGAGAGAAUAUUUUGACACAGAGGGUAACUUUCUGUACAGCAUAUAAAGAGUUAUUGUAACAUGUUUUCUAAAACUGAUAACCAAGGACUGUUUGCAUUUGAAUGUGAUAAUGGUAUAUUGUCAAUUUUUGGGCGCAAUGAAAAUGCCUGUUAACAUAAUACUAGUCACUCCGCAAAGAUGAAUGAUCACUUGCACAUCCCAAAUAAAUAACACACCCAUAUGACUACAA
This is a messenger RNA of Clupea harengus (Atlantic herring), 1421 nucleotides long. RefSeq names its product neugrin, neurite outgrowth associated (gene ngrn). The record is from RefSeq and is a predicted model, not a curated record. Gene Ontology annotation, cellular component: nucleus. Lineage: Eukaryota; Metazoa; Chordata; Actinopteri; Clupeiformes; Clupeidae.